Messenger RNA from Cuscuta campestris, 2472 nucleotides. The record is from the annotation of a GenBank genome assembly. NCBI's taxonomy places the organism in Eukaryota, Viridiplantae, Streptophyta, Magnoliopsida, Solanales, Convolvulaceae.
CAUUGCUAAAGUUUCCGGGAAAAUUCCAUAUUUUUUUGGGGGUGUAUACUCUAGUAGGGUAAUGGGCAUCGAUAGUAAUGCAACAUGGGAAUUGUUCUUGAAUAAAGCAAUUCCCUUGGGAUUACUUGAAGUCGACAUUACAGAUACUACGGAAAGUAAUGUUGUCGGCCCUUCUGCGCAACACAUUUCCACGGAUAGAGAAAAUGUGUGUACAUCCACACGACGCAGUAGAUUGGUCCGGGUGGUCCAUUUAGAGGAGAACAUUGACAAUCCAGACACAGAUAGCGAUUCGGAGUAUGUUCCGUCUGACAAUGAAGACACCGAGGAUGCCUGGGUUAAACUCAUGGAGGAGCUUGCCACUCAAGGACAACGAUCAUACAAACUUGGGGCUCCUUUGGAAGAAGGUAUGGUGUUUGCUAAUUUACAUGCUUUACAAGAUGCAAUCACCAAACACUCGAUUGCGCAACAUCGAUUUUGGAUAACGGAGUACAAGAAAAGAGCUUCAUGGGCUUGUCGAUGUUGGUACCAUGCCAAACAACCACGUUGUUUUUGGCGUGCUCAAUCUCAACAACUAUCCUCUGGAGCGUGGCGCUUGAAGCAAUUCAAUGAUGUUCACAGUUGUCAUCCGGAUUAUUCCCACGGAGGUAACGACUACAAUAUGGAUUACAUGUUUAUUGGUCGAUUUAUCGUUGACAAAGUACGGGUUGACCCGGAGUACAAAGUGAAACUCAUUCAACACGAAUUACUUCAAGAAUUCAACGUUGCAUUUUCUUAUAAAAAAUGUUGGAUGGGUCGAAUCCAUGCUUCAGAGAUGUUACACGGCAGUUGGGAGGACUCUUACAUGCACCUCCCAGUUAUCUUAUAUAACCUUCAAAAUGCAUACCCAGGAACAAUUGUUGAGGUUGUUUACUCUUCACCCCCUCCCAACCUCAAUGUUAUCCCGGACGAAGGACCGCAUUUUAAGUAUGCAUUUUGGGCAUUUCCAGCAGCUAUUAAUGGUUUACAGUAUUGCUUGCCUGUGGUGACGGUGGACGGGACCCAUUUGUACGGAAAGUACAAGGGUCACCUACUUUUGGCGGUGGCACUCAAUGGAAAUCGAGAACUUUUCCCGCUUGCAUAUGUUGUAGUUGACGGGGAAACAUCUGACAGUUGGGCAUGGUUUUUUCGUCUUCUUGUUCAAAGAGUUAUUUGUUCACAUCGGGUUUGUGUAAUUUCUGAUAGGCAUGCUGGCAUUAUCAACGCAUAUCGUGAUCUUCCUGAGCUACAAACUGGGUUCAUAACCAAGCGUUAUUGUCUAAGGCAUGUCCGCAGUAAUUUCAUGAAUAAAUUUCAUGACAGUGACCUUAAACGUAAAGUUUGGGCCGCUGGGAGCACACCCAACAUCGAACAGUUUAAUGAGUACAUGGCAGAAAUCAGGCACGCAAAUGAAGUUGCAUAUAAGUACUUGAACGAUAUUCCGCGCGAGGCAUGGACUCUCUGUUAUGAUGGUGGAAAUAGAUGUGGAAUCCUUACAACCAAUAGUUCGGAAAGUUUUAAUAAUAUGCUGAAAGGUUGUCGGAUGAUGCCAGUUACGGCGAUACUAAAGAUGUCCUACAAUAAAAUGGUUGAAUCAUUUGAAAAAAGGCACAAGAUUGCUGUUCAGUGGAUGCAGAAGAACAUCCACACAACUCCUAAAAUCACAACAAUUCUUCGACACCGCGAGAAGACAAAGCACAAGUGGGUAGCUACAAAUUAUGGUAACUAUCAGUAUAUAGUUAGCCAUACUUCUCGUUCUGAUCCAGGUGCUACGUACAAUUAUAUGGUGGAUUUGGCUAAUAACAUUUGCACGUGUGGACAAUGGAUUGCAGAUGGAAUUCCUUGUGUGCAUGUUCAUGGCGUGUAUCNGAACAUCCACACAACUCCUAAAAUCACAACAAUUCUUCGACACCGCGAGAAGACAAAGCACAAGUGGGUAGCUACAAAUUAUGGUAACUAUCAGUAUAUAGUUAGCCAUACUUCUCGUUCUGAUCCAGGUGCUACGUACAAUUAUAUGGUGGAUUUGGCUAAUAACAUUUGCACGUGUGGACAAUGGAUUGCAGAUGGAAUUCCUUGUGUGCAUGUUCAUGGCGUGUAUCAUUCUUUUCAACAACUUGCAGAUGCUCUUGUUCCAGACAAAUACUCUGUUCAGAGAUAUUUAAGUUGUUACAGUGGUUGGAUUGAACCGUUCAUUUUUCCAGAAAAUUUGAAUGUUGGUGAUUGGAAAGUCUUGCCACCGAUACGUCCUUUAGAAGAGACUCCCCGUCGAGGACGUCGUCAACAACUUCGUUAUCCGGGAGAGAUGGAUCGUAGGGCAAAUUAAUAAUUAUGUUUUAAUUAUUUUUUAAGUGUACUUUUUUAUUAUGUGUUCAAAUAAUUGUACUAUUUUUUCUAUGUGUUUUUUAUGUUGUGUACUUUCUUAAAAAUGGUUUAUUAUAAUUAAUGUUUAAUCAUAUU